CUCACCUGCUCACGCGCUGUGGUGCCUGGCUAAGGUACUUUACCUACCUAUUCCAGAAUUGAUUUUGGAAGCAGGGGCUGCAGUAGGUAGGGUAGUCAGGCGCUGUAAAUUACAUCCAUUGUAGGUGCCCACUAGGGAGGUAUCUUGAGUACCUUAGGGAAGGUAUGGAGUACGCUCCCACAACAACUCCGCCGCCGGACUACCUAAGAGUACGGCCUACCUACUUCUACCUAAAUCUACCUACCCUACGAAUACGGAAGGACACGUAAUCGAGGCAAUUCAUUUCUAGGUACCUUAGGUAUCCGACUUAGUGCAGUCGUGUUCAACACGAAUACCUAGAUAAACGACCCUCCAGUCUGGCGGCACAGAACGGCCAGGCUAUCACUAAUAUUCCACCUUCGUUACCACCUGGUCCACCUCUCGUCAGCACGCCACCACGCUACAGCUCUCUCGGUCUGGGCUGCGAUAGAGUGCGCCACUGCCCGUCGUACCUACUGUAGGUAGGUACGGUAGGGUAUUUACCUUACCUACCUCACUUGGAUUUGGAUUGGAUCGCAUUUAGCCAACCAAACCCAGGGUGAUGCGAGACCUGCGACCCUGCCUCUUCCGUGUUGGUGGACUUGAUCUGAUCUGAUCUAGAUCUAGAUUUCUUCACUAUUAUUAUUCCGUCCCUUCCCUCCCCUAUCCUUCCGUUUGGUUUUCCCUUCCUCCUUCCUACCAUACUAUUUCACCACUCACUCGCUCACCUUCCCUCCCAAUCCCAAUCACAAUCCCAAGCUUCGCCGCGACUACCACAAGCGCUUCUUCUCUUCGGCCUGUCGUUUCCCUCCAUUUGCUGGCAUUUGCGCCGUGACUCUCUUUCAACUCUACGGACACGCCAAUAGACACAACCCGCCGCCAUGGUCAAAGUAAUCCCUCUCGUGUCGGUGUUGACAGUGGCGACAGCACUCUUCAGCACUGCAUCUGCCGCGCUUGACCCAGUCGUCAUCAAAGGCUCUAAAUUCUUCUAUAAGACCAAUGGCACCCAGUUCUUCAUCAAAGGUGUUGCUUAUCAGCAAGGUGUUGGCCAGAAUGGUGGUGGAUCCACCGAUGGAAAUACCGGAUAUACCGACCCUCUCGCAGAUGUGACAACCUGCCGUCGAGAUAUUCCGCUCCUCCAAAAAGCCGGCGCAAACACUAUUCGCACCUACGCCAUCGAUCCUACCAAAGACCACACACAAUGCAUGCAAUUGCUGGAUGCCGCUGGAAUUUAUGUGAUCAGCGAUUUGGGAGAACCAAAUUUGUCUAUCAAUCGCCAAGAUCCUGAAUGGAAUGUCGAGUUGUUGAAUCGCUACAAAGCUGUUGUUGAUUCUCUAGCCAACUUUACGAAUACCAUUGGAUUCUUUGCUGGAAACGAGGUUCCCAACAACUUGUCAUAUACAGGAUCUUCCGCGUUUGUCAAAGCCGCAGUCCGUGAUACAAAGGCAUACAUCAAGUCCAAGGGAUAUCAUGCAAUGGGCGUUGGAUAUGCGGCUGACGAUUUACCAUCAGUCCGUGCCAAUGUUGCCGCCUACUUCAACUGCGGACCUACUGAAGAUCAAAUUGACUUUUGGGGAUACAAUAUAUACGAAUGGUGCGGAAAUUCAGACUACGUUACUUCUGGAUACAAGGAUCGCGUUGCCGAGUUCUCGGAAUACUCUGUCCCAUCUUUCUUCGCUGAGUAUGGUUGUAACACCCAGGGUGGUGGAGCAGCUGGUCGCAAGUUCACCGAGAUACCAGCUAUUUAUGGCUCCAACAUGACUGAGGUCUUCUCAGGUGGAAUUGUCUACGAAUUCUUCCAAGAAGAGAAUGAUUAUGGACUUGCAUCGGUGGACGGAUCUUCUAUCAGCACUCUCGCCGACUACGCUCCAUUCUCCUCACAACUUAAUGCUGCCACGCCUACUGGUGUCAACUCCGCAAGCUACAAUCCAACCAACACAGCUGGUCAAUCUUGCCCAGCCGUCGCUUCAACCUGGGCCGUUGCGGCAACCGGUCUUCCACCUACUCCAAACCAAUCUGUUUGUGACUGUAUGAUGGCCUCCCUUACCUGUACGGUCAACACCAAGAACGUCAAUGACACGCAAUUGGGUGAUCUUUUUGGACUAGUUUGUGGUUACAAUGACGGUAAAGCCUGUACAGGAAUUCUGACUAAUACCACCUCUGGACAAUAUGGGGCCUACUCCAUGUGCAGCCCAUCAGAGAAGCUCUCUAAUGCAUUCGAUACUUAUUAUCAACAACAGAACAAGGCUUCCACCGCCUGCGAUUUCGAUGGGGCAGCCCAGGUUGUCAAGGCUGCAGGUGCCGCGAGCAGUUGUUCAAGCAUCAUUGCCGCAGCUACAUCCGGAGGCGCAACUAUUCCAAGUGGAUCCGGAUCUGGUUCAGCUACCUCGACCAGCAAGAAGAGUGAGGCGACUGGAAUGGUAUUCAGUGCAAGCUUGGGUAUGGGCAAAUACGUCGCAAUCGGUUUCACACUUGUUGCUGUUCUUUCUGGAGCCGGCAUGAUCCUGUUGUAG
Molecule: messenger RNA, 2531 nt
Organism: Cadophora gregata
Lineage: Eukaryota; Fungi; Ascomycota; Leotiomycetes; Helotiales; Ploettnerulaceae
Product: 1,3-beta-glucanosyltransferase gas1
Exons: 4
Coding region: 900-2531 (543 amino acids)
Biological process (GO): fungal-type cell wall (1->3)-beta-D-glucan biosynthetic process
Cellular component (GO): fungal-type cell wall; cytoplasm
Molecular function (GO): 1,3-beta-glucanosyltransferase activity
Source: RefSeq, a predicted model, not a curated record